AUGAGUUAAUAAGUUGAAUUAGCAUCUGUAUUUGGAUUAAAUUUCUUACUCAUAUUGUUCACUUUUAUUUGCUAUCAUGUGUUAUUUGUGAGAAAAGGAAUUUAUUUUCCAGGACCUGAAGACGGAUCAAUCUUACUAAUAUAAAAUUCAUUCAUAACGAUAAAACAUAAUAUAAGGCUACUUCUUGAAUUUGAUAAGGUUUAUUUUACUAAAUCUUGUGGGUAUAUGAAAUUAUAAGUUCUUUAGGGUGGAUGGAUAUUAGUAUCUCUAUUUCAUCAGAUAACUUAUUAAAUUAUAAAUAGCAUUCUUCUUGAUAGCCAUCAUAUCUGCUAUUUUCCCUCCAAAUAAAACUACUUUUAUUAUUAUAGAUUAAGAUUUUACUCCUUCCUUUUAAUUUUGUAUGACUUUAAUAUAUUGUGGAAUUCUGAUUUUGUUUGUUUAUAACCUUUUAGAGGAAAUUAAUAAUUAAGAGAUACAAUAACAAAGAGAAAUUGAUUUAAUAAGAUAACAUUCAAUAUUUAUAAAAGGAAUUAAGGAUAAUGUGACUUAAGAAGAUAUUAAAAAUUACUUUCAAUCUAUUUUCAAUAAUUUAUCUGCUAGAGUUUUGUCUGUUGUGAUCAUUCCUAAAUAUCCUAUUAAGGAAAUCAAAAAUCAAAAAGAAACUGAAUUAUAUUUACAAAAUAAAGAUUAAUUGCUUUUAAGUUGUUUUUCCCCAAAAUUAAAAGAAAUUCCAAAAGUGGAACCUAAUAGUGGCCAUGCUAUAGUCACUUUUGAUACUAUUUAAGCAGUUAAUCUUAGCAUAUAGCUUUUUAAUUUAGAGUUAUCAGAUUGUUUAAAAUCAAAAGUUUAAAACGAAAUUGAUUAACUAACAAUCAGUAAUACUUAUAUUUUGGCAUAUGAAGCUCCUGAUCCAUUUGAUGUAAUUUACUUAUAUUUAAAUACUACUUUAAAAAAUUUAAUAUUAAGAAGAUUUUUGUUAUAAAUCCUUCUAAUUUUAGUUUUACUAUUUUUUACAACUCCAGCAAGUGUUAUUGAAUUUAUUGGAUUUGAUAAUUCAAUUGAAAAAGAAGAAUAAAAAUAAGAGAAAAUAUCAAUAUUUAGAUAAUAUUUGUCAUUGAUUUUAGUUGUAUUAAUAAAUAGUGCUAUUCUACUGUUAAUUUAAUUGUCAUCUAGAUGGGAAAGACAUAUUAGCAAAUCAUAAUACCAAAUUCGAAUAUUUAAUCGUUGUGUUUUUUAUUUGACAAUGAAUAUGCUGGUGAUUCCAGCAAUUUCAUUUCUGGCAGUUCACAAUAUUUAUUAAAUAGUAAUGUAAGGCGCUACAAAUAUGUUAUCAGCUAUACAAGCUGUUUAUUUUGUAAUAUAUUUUAUUAAUAAUAAAGUUAAAUAAUGGGAAAUUUUUUAUAGGAAUCAUUAUUUAAGCUGGUUGUGUCUCAUUGAUUACAAUUUUAAGAUUAGAUGAAAUAUUCACAAGUUAUUUAAGUGUUAAAUAUGCUUAAAUAAAAAGAUAGCAAUUCAAGAUAUAUCCAUAUCUAUAACCUCUUGGAGAUAUAUUUUCUUAUGGAUAUUAUUAUGGAUUGUAAAUGACAGUACUUUUUAUUGUAAUGACAUUCUCCACAAAUAUUCCAUUUAUUCAUCUAGCUGGUGUAUUCUAUUCUAUGUGUAGAUUUUAUGUUGAUAGUAUAAAUUUAUAAACAGUUUUUGGCUAAGAGGUGUAGUCUAACAAUAACUUAAUUUAAACAACUUUAAUCACUUGCUUUUAUACAAUUUAUCCGAAAUUGCUUCUAAAUUUUGUUAUGUUUGUAUUGUAAUGGAAUACGAAAUAUACUCUCUUAACUAUUGCAUUGUUCAUAAUUUCAUUGAUAAUAAUAAUAUAAAUUAAAGUUAAGCUUGAUCGUUUUAAUACCUCUAAUUUACUUGCUGAUAACAAAAUAAAUCAAUUAGUGAAUUAUAAUAUUUAUUAACAUCCACUUUCAAAGUGA
This is a messenger RNA of Paramecium sonneborni, 1979 nucleotides long. The record is from the annotation of a GenBank genome assembly. NCBI's taxonomy places the organism in Eukaryota, Ciliophora, Oligohymenophorea, Peniculida, Parameciidae.